Molecule: messenger RNA, 2341 nt
Organism: Linepithema humile (Argentine ant)
Lineage: Eukaryota; Metazoa; Arthropoda; Insecta; Hymenoptera; Formicidae
Product: complex I assembly factor ACAD9, mitochondrial
Molecular function (GO): acyl-CoA dehydrogenase activity; flavin adenine dinucleotide binding
Source: RefSeq, a predicted model, not a curated record
UGCAAACGAGCAUAUUCCAUGCUUUUUCGUGUAUGCGGUGUAUACGCGAUCUCUUUAACAGUAUCGUAGAGGUAUUUUAAUAUAAUAACGAUGCUGAUACGUCAGUUCCUAUGCAGGAAAUUAUUAUGGCACACCUCGUGCAACAGUUUCGCGCCCGUUCGAUACACGCAGAGCGCGAGUCAGUAUGCAUUGGACGCAGUGUCUAACCUCGAAAUACGGCUGCCAGUGCCUAAAGAAAAACAACCAUCACGGCAACCGUUCGCCAAGAAUUUAUUUCUUGGCGUGUUCGAUCAUGAAUUCAUGUACUAUCCCGAGCCACAGACCAAAGAAAGGCAUACGCGGUUCUUCGAGUGGCUCCAGCCCAUUGAAAAGUACAUGUCUGAGAGUAUGGAGGAUCCACAAAGUGUCAAAAAGGAGGAAAUUUUGUCUCAUAUGAGGGAUAUGGGCGUCUUUCGAGCAAACGUGAGCGAGCAGCAUCUUGGUUUGAAUCUCAACCAGACAGAACAGGCCAAGCUAGUGGAAGUACUCAGUUGUUUCCCCUGGUUGGGUUCUUAUAUGAUUAAGAAUCACAUUGCACCCCUUCAAAUCAUUGACUGGCUGGCAACGGAUGUACAGAAGACAAAGUAUUUACCAAGGAUAACAACUGGAGAAUUUGUUCCCACGGUGUGUUUUACUGAACCCGAGAAUGGAUUAAAUGUUAACACUAUCAAUACUGUAGCUACAGCAACAGACACUGACACACAUUGGACAUUGAAUGGUGAAAAAGCGUUUGUAGCCAAUGGACAUGAUGCAAAUUUGUUUCUUGUCUUUGCUGAGUGCAGCUAUUCGGGUGCCUAUACAGCAACCAACAGCAGUACGCCCAAUUCACUUUCUGUAUUUUUAGUAGAGCGAGAUUUCGGUGGGAUUACGUGUAAGGAUGUUAAGAAUUUAGCUGGACUUCACAAUAGUCCUGCGUGUACAGUUAGUUUUAAGGAUACCAAAGUUCCCAGAGAGAAUCUUUUAGGUACAGUGAUGUCUGGAAAGAACAUACUAAUCGAUUCGCUGGCUCCUGGAAACAGAAACAUUGCUCCCCAAGCGGUGGGCGUAUUAAGAGCUUUCGUGAAGUUGUUAACAAGGCAUGUACUCCAGAGGAAACAUUUGGAUCAAAAUCUGCACGAAUACGAAGGAGUUCAAGAGGUAAUAGGUAAAAUUGCGUCCAUUUUGUACAGCAUGGAGAGCAUGCUGUACCAUACCACUGGGAUGAUAGACACAUUUGAGAAUCAAGAUUGCGCACUUGAGAAAGCCAUGGUGGAAACGUACUGCGCGAACGAGUGCGUUGCGUGUAUUUAUGAAGGACUGCGAAUAAUCGGAGCACAGAGCUACUUGAGAGAAAACCCGUACAUACAAAUCUUCGAAGAUGCCUUGUCGUACUCGCUAUUUGACAAUUCCAAUAUCGAUUCGGACACGUAUAUAGCUCUACUUGGUAUACAACACACGGGCAAACAUCUCCGCGAGCACAUACUAAGGAUACGCAAUCCCUUCAAUUUCCCGCAGCACAUACUGAAGUGGGCCACCGGUAAGGAAUAUCGAUUGAAACUUUAUAUCGCCGAUCAUAUGCAUCCGUCUUUAAUAGACGGUGGCAGAGUGUUAGAAGAUUGCAUCACCAAGCUGCAAAACGCCUCGGUGCAUAUGUUACAACGUCACGGCACUGAAAUAUCGGGACGACAAAUGGUGCUGCGUAGAUUAGCCGAGCUAGCGACGAGAACGUUUGCACUAGUAACUGUUCUCUCGCGUACUUCCAGAGCAUACUGUAUCGGUGCGAGAAACAGCGAACAGGAUCGACACGUGGCCGGCAGCUUCGCAAUUCUCACCAUAGAUAGAAUCAAGGUUCUCGCCGAGGAAAUCGCUGCGGAAGACUGGAACAACGGCAAUCAGUGUCACAGAACUGUUGCCGAACUCGUCUACAACAAGAAAGACUAUUUCGCCGAACAUCCGUUAAACAGAACUUACUAAACAUUUACCGGAUUUCGGUAUGCUUUAGAACGCAAAUCCACGUAACGGAAAAGAGGAUAAAAAAUUGUUUAAAAUUGUGCGCUCCGAAUCUAAGAGACAUUACAAGAGUAUAUAAAUUAUUUUCAAUCUAAUUGUUUUUUAUUUCGUAGUUAACAUGUGACCACUGUAAGUACACUGUAAAGAUAUAUAUAUAUUAUAUAAAAUUGAUUCUCGGAAAACAAAGAAUACACAUUGUGUUCCACCGAGGUUUCUGUAUUUAUAUAUCAGUAGCAAUUGUACAGUUAUCUGUACAUGUAUCUUACAUACUAUAAGAUCGAGUUGAAAAGUAAAAUAAAUGCUCUUAAUCAGA